CACGCCUUGCUAUUGAGCUUUCUCGACUCUAUCUUACGCACACUACUUCGGUGCGCGUCUCACCCGUGGAAUGGAACGUCAGAUCAAACCCAUCUAUGGUCCGUCACGAAUGUAUUGCACACCGUCGCGUUGAACAUUCCCCAGAGGCUUUGGACAUUGGCUCGAACAAGUCUGCAAUAGUAGCAUGUAACAAGCUAUUGAAGAGGCAACCCAACAAUGACCUCGUUAAAGUCCGUUCUUUCCGCGCAUCUCCACCUCUCGCACAGAACUCGUUCACAGGCGCUCAAAGCUCUAGCCUUGGUCCGCUCCCAAAAAGUCGAAGAAUCUCUCAUCCUCUGCGACGAGGUUCUGGCUGCAAAAUCCACGAACGAUGCCGUGUUGACUGCGAUGAUGCACGUGUUGCGAGGGCUGGGACGAAACAAGGACAUCGUCGUGAUGUUCGAGGAAGCAUACAAACAGCAGCCCGGUAGCGAGGACCUCGCAGCUCAGACAUUCUUCGCCAAUGUACGCGUUCAGAACUGGAAAGCUGCUCAGCAGGUCAGCACAUCCAUCCCCGCACGAGAUCAAUGGAUCUUGAAUCCUGCUCAGAUCGCGGCUCGUAUGCACAAGCAGUUCCAGGAAGAUCGCUACGUAUAUUGGAAUGUCGUCGGGGCAUUGCUUCAGGCAAACGACCCCGCCACACCAGCGACCAUGCGAACCAUCCUUUACAAACUGGCCCACCGCCUUGUCACCUCGUCACCAACACCGUCAUAUGUCCACGCCGAACGCUUCCAUCUGCACCUGCUCAUCGUGCGAGAGCUGCAACUGUUCGACGAAGCGCGAACGUUACUCGACAGCGAUGUCGGCAAGACCAUCUGCGCCACCAGUCUCGUGUGCAACGAACUCCGCCGUGACCUGUGGCGUCUCCAGGGUCUCUUAAAGGAAGAAGGCGCGAAAGCCGAGUCGCGAAUAAAGGACAUUGGUGAUCGUAACUGGCUUGAAUUCCUGUCCGUUCUGGAUGCCACUUUCGCGGAGCUUUCUUCCACGACCGACGAUGCCCGAGAGCGAUGCUCAGCGGAGGUGUCCUCAGCUCGGGAACUUUUCUCUGCGAUUGCGGAGAAAGACGGUCGGAAAGAUCGCUCUGGCCUGCUCGCUCUGCUCGAGUUGGAGAAGAGGGCGCGAGCGCAUGGGCUAUCUGAUGAUCCUGAGCGUCUGAUCGAGCUAAUGAAGCGACUCCGAGCACUGGAGGGCACAUCUGGACUCUCUCGCACCGUCCACCGCAAGUAUGAACUCUACCGUCAUUCGCGCACUCACAUGCAGCCCCAGGCCAGUGAACCCUUGCUGCGACGACUGAUCAACCUGCACAAACUGUUGCGGUAUAAUCUGCCCUCGAGCGAGGUGGACGAGGCCACAGAAUCCGGGCGGGCAUCUCUGUACACCCAGCUUUACCUGCAGGCACUGCCGCUCGGUGCCGAUCUCCCGCCGACGGAACUGCAGCCGGCGGACGAUCUCGCCAUCUUGGCUGGCGGGGUCUUUGUCAAUCUCUGGAAACUGAGCAGUGACGACAAGUACCUCUACAGCGCGGCCUCCCUGCUCGAAUUCGCGUUGACGAAGAGCAAGCAGGCAUUCCAGAUGCGCAUCCUGCUGGUCAGGAUCUAUAGGUUAUUAGGGGCCCCGGCCAUGGCGCUGGAGCAUUAUCGUGCCAUGCAGGUCAAACAGGUUCAGCAUGACACGCUUUCGCACUUUUUACUUUCGCGGUCAUCCACCUUUUCCUUGGCGACGACUGGUGACCUGACGCUGCUUACGGAAUGCGUCGAAAUGUCCCAGCUUUAUAUGAGCAACAUGCAAGACACGGGAGAAUAUAUCAUCCGUGCCUUUACGAAUGAAAAGUAUUCACAAAUCCCCGAGUUUAUUAUCUUCGAAGAGAGACUGGAAAGCUCUCUUCAGAGGGACAUCGUGCGAAUCGAACAUUUGCGGAUGCGACUUGGACACGAAGCUAUUACCUCAGAUGUGAUCGACAUGGAGCUCAUCGAGCUCAAGUUCAUCUUCGACCGACUACAUCACGACAAUCGCGAUUUCGACAUCCUCGCAGACUAUCACCCCAAGGGAAAUGCGUCAUUGAACGAACAAACUCUGCUUUUGGGUCGUUCCGAAGGAUUGGGCUGGUUUACGUCAUUCCUCAAGUUGUAUAUCAGGGCUCUUCAGCAGGGGAGCGAUCUUGAUGAGACUGUGGAGGAGAAGCUGCUGAUCGGCGACCGACCAAAACAAACAUCCCCUGACAACAAAAUACCGCUCAAGGAACGAUUAUGCAUCCGAACAGAGGAAGAGUUGGCUGACCUGACCAGAGAUGAGUUGGCGUUUGUCAAAUAUGCUGACGCACUCGCGAACUGGCUUGAGCCUUAUCACGAUUUCGCGCGUCCUCCGCCAUCGGUUGUACUUGCUGAGGCUGCCAAGGUGGCGGAAGCCAAAACCGGGCACCCGCUGAGAGGUGUUGAGAUACCUCCGAAAUCUGCCAAUGGCUCCGCCAAUGGGCUAAAGAAGGAUGAGGAACCGCCUGCCAUUGUGGAGCCACCUCAGGCCGUGGUGGAGUUUUUCGAUGCAAUGAAGGAGCGAUUUGAGCAAGUCAAAGACGAGUCGUCGCCUGUUUUGCCUCUGCACGUGGCAAGCUUGAUGCAAGAGGCUUACCUCCUCUUCAUCAUCGAGACCCUGCGCUUCAAGACUGCUUCGGUUGUCAAAGUGCACAAGCUCGGUCUGCUUGUCCAACACCUCAAACCUCUGCGCACCAAUGCGAUUGCAGUUCUGCGCCAAAUCUCCUCCAGCUUGAUUAAGCGGAGCGAACAGGACGGAACGGCUGACAAACGCAAGAUUUUCGUGGAUGGGUGUGCCUCUCUCCAAGCAGACCAGAUCGACCAUGAUUUUAUACUCAAUGUUGCGAAGAAGGCCACUGAUUCUCGUAAAAAGGUCUUGGAUGGAAUCGGGAAGGGCAUCGCCAAGAUCUGCACGACUUACCCAUAAAACGCUCACGCAUCAAUGUUUUACUACAUGUAGAGAGAGAGAGAUACAUACCACCCACCUCACUGAUACAAAAUGGCAUUUUCAUACGAAUGGGCGACGCGAUACGUCACGCAUCACGUGGGAUACCUCACACCACUUGUCACAUCUUCGUGCCUUUCUUCUUACAACGCCUUGCCUGCACCCUCGACGCACACAUGAGCAACUAUGCAAGCCCGAGUGGAGGAUACGGUGGAGGAGGUUUCAUGAGCCAAGGAAACAAUUCACAGGGGACUCCUGGGGGAGGCCGGAGCGGCUCAACGCAAUCCCUGCGCCCAGUGACCAUCGCCCAGCUUCGCAAGUCGUCCCAAACGCACUCCGAUUCGGAGUGGAUCGUAGAUGGGCAUCCGAUCGGGCAGGUGACUCUCGUGGGUGAGGUGACGGACCACAAGGUGUUCGUCACGAACCACACAUUUGCGCUGGACGACGGGACGGGCACCAUCGAGGCGAAGCUCUGGCUGGACUCGCAGCAGGAAGAAGCCCAGUCAAAAGAGCCCUGGCGCGGGAUUCCCGUUGGCAACAACGAUCCGGUCUACGUUCGCGCGACGGGGACGCUCAAAAGCCACAACAACAAGAAAUACAUCCAUCUUGCGAACAUCUUCGUGAUUCGAGACCACCAUGAGCUGUACUUCCACAUUCUGGAGGUGAUCACCGUCGGCCUCUACCUAGAUAAUGGAUAUCCCGGUUCAAAAAUGGAGUCGGGUGGAGGCCAUGGCUCAACUUCGGAUGGGCAAGGGAACUACGAUGGACGCAGUGCUUAUGCUAUCUCAUCCCGACCGCCACAAGCCCAAAAGCUGUUCUCCUCGCUGGCGGACAGGGUCUCGGACUACAUGACGAACCAGCCACCGAAUCGGGAAGGCUUCCAUAUCGGCGAGAUUGCGCAGGCGUUGGAUGUGGACGCUGCCGAGUUCAGCGCCUGCGUCGAGAGGAUGAUCGAUGACGGGCUGAUGUUCACGACAAUCGACGAAUCGCAUAUCCAACUAGCCAACUAAUUUUUG
Mycena citricolor is the source of this 4028-nucleotide messenger RNA. NCBI's taxonomy places the organism in Eukaryota, Fungi, Basidiomycota, Agaricomycetes, Agaricales, Mycenaceae. The record is from the annotation of a GenBank genome assembly.